GUAUUUCGAGCAUGACGAGGAUGAUGGCAAGGGCGCAACUCCGCACUUGAUCAACUUGAUCGAUUCUCCCGGGCACGUGGAUUUCUCCUCGGAGGUGACGGCAGCUCUCCGAAUCACCGAUGGAGCAAUGGUAGUGGUCGACUGCAUUGAGGGUUGUGCCGUGCAGACAGAGACAGUGCUCCGUCAGGCGCUGCAGGAGCGUGUGCGCCCUUGCUUGUUCGUGAACAAGGUGGACCGUUGCAUCCUCGAGUUGCAGAUGGAAGCCGAGGACAUGUACUCCCGAUUCCGAAAUGCUAUUGAGAAUGUGAACGUGAUCAUCGCCACCUACAACGACGCGUUGAUGGGCGAUGUGCAGGUUACCCCCGAAAAGGGCACCGUAGCCUUCGGCAGUGGCCUCCACGGAUGGGGCUUCACCACUGAGCGUUUUGCAAAGAUCUACGCUCAGAAGAUGGGCAUGGACAAGGACAAGAUGAUGCAGCGCAUGUGGGGAGACUCCUUCUUCAAUGCCAAGAAGAAGGUGUGGACCAACGUCCAGCAGCCAGAAGGCUGCACUGAGCCUUUGCAGAGAGCCUUCUGCCAGUUCAUCAUGGGCCCGAUCAACCAGCUCAUGCGCGCCAUCAUGAACGAUGACAAGGAGAAGUAUGAGAAGAUGAUGGGCACUCUUGGCAUUGUGCUGAAGGGCGAUGAGAAGUCGCUCACCGGCAAGCCCUUGAUGAAGCGAACUAUGCAGAUCUGGAUCAACGCUGCGGAUACCCUGCUGGCGAUGAUUGUGACCAAGUUGCCAUCCCCACGCGCUGCCCAGAAGUACCGCGUGGAGAACUUGUACGAAGGACCCAUGGAUGAUGCGGCUGCUACUGGCAUCCGCAAUUGUGAUCCAAGCGGACCUCUGAUGAUGUAUGUGUCGAAGAUGGUGCCCACCUCAGACAAGGGCCGCUUCUACGCCUUCGGCCGCGUCUUCUCCGGAACCAUUGCCACGGGCCAGAAGGUGCGAAUUCAGGGCCCGUACUACAAGCCCGGUAGUAAGGAGGACCUGCAUGUGAAGAACAUCCAGCGAACCGUGCUGAUGAUGGGCCGCACGACAGAGCAGAUCCAGGAUGUUCCUUGCGGGAACACCGUGGCGCUGGUCGGCGUUGACCAGUACAUCUUGAAAUCUGGUACCAUCACCACCGUGGAGGAUGCCCACAACAUCGCAGACAUGAAGUACAGCGUGUCUCCCGUCGUGAAGGUCGCUGUGAAGGCCAAGGAUGGCAAGGACCUGCCCAAGCUGGUCGAGGGCCUGAA
Messenger RNA from Symbiodinium pilosum, 1281 nucleotides. The record is from the annotation of a GenBank genome assembly. Lineage: Eukaryota; Dinophyceae; Suessiales; Symbiodiniaceae.